GUAUAGCGGCUGACCCACUUGUCAAGCCAAACACCGGCAGUUUGUACUUUAGGAAACUCACACAAAGGAAAUCUGGGGACUACAAGACUAAACAUUGCAGUAACUGUUUCCUUGACCAAGGCGGGGGACACACGGGUAAAGCGCAGGAUGGGCUGCAUGCAAUCCACCCUUGGCGAAGCUCUGAACGGCAGUGUGCCAGAGAAGAGCAGACAGCCGACUGAUCAAACAGACCAAAAGCACUAUGUCAGAGACCCCACCUCCAACACAAAACCAAAAAAGAGUGACUCCCUGCUACCUGGUCAGGUAUUCCAACAGUUGGAAGAGCAAACCACGGUUGGCAAAAUAGUGGUCGGUAUUUACCCUUACAAAGCCGUGCACCCAGAUGACUUAGCGUUCAAGAAAGGAGAGAAGUUGAAAGUCUUAGAGGAAUGUGGUGAGUGGUGGAAAGCUAAGUCACUGAUAACCGGCAAAGAGGGAUUCAUCCCGUCCAAUUACAUCGCUAAAGCCGACACCAUGGAAGCAGAAGAGUGGUUUUUCAAGGACAUCGCAAGAAGGGAUGCGGAGAGGCAGCUGCUGGCUCCAGCAAACAAACCGGGCUCUUAUCUUAUCAGGGAGAGCGAAACAUCAAAGGGGAGUUAUUCAUUGUCCAUCAGAGACAUCGACCUUCAGAGGACAGAGUCAGUCAAACACUAUAAGAUAAGAACGCUGGAUAUGGGUGGAUACUACAUCUCUCCAAAAAUCACAUUCCUUGACAUCGGCAGCUUGACCAAACACUACCACACCAAACCGGAUGGCCUGUGUCGUAAACUUGAACGCCCAUGUGUAAAACCCAAAGCCCAGACACCAUGGGAUAAAGACGCCUGGGAGAUCUCCAAAGAUUCCAUUAAGAUGUUGAGGAAACUGGGAGCAGGGCAGUUUGGGGAAGUCUGGAUGGCUUACUACAACAACUCAACCAAAGUGGCGGUGAAGACUCUGAAGACCGGCACGAUGACGGCUGAAGCCUUCAUAGACGAAGCCAACGUCAUGAAGACACUGCAGCACGACAGGCUGGUGCGUCUCUACGCUGUCGUCACCAAGACACCCCCCAUCUACAUCAUAACCGAAUAUAUGGAAAAUGGCAGCCUACUAGACUUCUUAAAGAGCAAUGAAGGGUGCAGACUGCAACUGCCCAAACUCAUCGACUUCUCAGCGCAGAUAGCAGAGGGCAUGGCAUACAUAGAAAAGAAGAAUUACAUCCACAGGGACCUGAGAGCAGCGAAUGUCCUGGUCUCAGAGAGUCUGCUCUGUAAAAUCGCUGACUUUGGACUGGCAAGAAUCAUAGAGGAUGACGAGUACACUGCGCGAGAGGGAGCUAAAUUCCCCAUUAAGUGGACGGCACCAGAGGCCUUCAACUACGGCUCUUUCACCAUCAAGUCCGACAUGUGGUCCUUCGGAGUUUUGCUCUACGAGAUCGUCACCUACGGGAAGAUUCCUUACCCAGGUAUGACUAAAGGGGAGGUGAUGUCCUCAGUGCAGCGUGGCUACAGGAUGGCGCAGCCUGACAACUGUCCUGCUGAGCUCUACGAAGUCAUGAUGUGCUGCUGGAAAAAACUGCCUGAAGACAGACCCACCUUCGAUUACCUGCAGAGCGUCCUGGGAGACUUCUACACUGCCACAGAGGGACAGUACCAACAACAACUAUAGAGAGAGAGAGACGGACACUUCCAUGAAGACUUUGACAAAUAACUUCUCUCCACUUCUACUACUUCAAAUAUGUGUUUUUAUUCAGAGAUAUUUUUUAUACAAAAAUUACACAUUCUAUCCUUAUUAUGUUUGCAGUUGAGGACAUCCAGCAGGUACCAGUAUAUAUGCACUGUGGCCACUUACCUUCUCUGUGUAGAAAUACAUUUUUUCCAUUGCUGUUGACUAUCACCCCGAAUAAUUAUCUGCGAUACAUUGAGGAUUAAUAUUGAACAAAAUUGAUUUUAAAAACAGCUAUGCCUUAUGUAAAAUAUACCCUUGUGCCCAAUCCAGGCAUGUAAAUAUUUGGGCCGAACAGGCUGUUAGCUCUCCAUAUAUUUUCUAAAUAUGUGUUUGUGUACAGAGGAUCUGAACAAACAGCUGACUUCAUGCAAAGAGUUUGCAAAUAUACAAGAGCUGGAAGCUGCUCAAACACUGGGACACUCCUCUUAUGUACAAAAAAUAUUGUUAAUGCUUUUUUAAUUCUGCUGCUUGCUGUUUCCCUUCAUAUUGAAGCGCUGUAGCCUCUGCUUAUUUUGUAUGUUUCAGGAGAUACAUGUAAAAUCUGUUUGUCUUUAUUAUUUCAUCUAUAUCAUUUGAAACAUGGUCUUUAUAUUAUGUGAUCUUUUUGACGUAAGUGGGUUUGACACAGGGAGGCUCUUGGUGUUCUCUUGGUGAGUAAAAGAAAAAGUAACUUUAGUUUAACUGUAGCACAUAAUCACAUGGGUUGCCUUAUACAGUACAGUGUCAGUGGAAUGAUUGAGCUGUUGGUUUGUCACGUAAAGAUAAUUUGAGCUGUAUACUUUUAGCUAUGUGAAUGAGAAUGUGUAAAGACUAAAGAAAUAUGCAAUAAAUUACUCUGUGUUGGG
Molecule: messenger RNA, 2588 nt
Organism: Limanda limanda (common dab)
Lineage: Eukaryota; Metazoa; Chordata; Actinopteri; Pleuronectiformes; Pleuronectidae
Gene: lyn
Product: LYN proto-oncogene, Src family tyrosine kinase
Exons: 13
Coding region: 148-1683 (511 amino acids)
Biological process (GO): cell differentiation; innate immune response; cell surface receptor protein tyrosine kinase signaling pathway
Cellular component (GO): extrinsic component of cytoplasmic side of plasma membrane
Molecular function (GO): signaling receptor binding; ATP binding; non-membrane spanning protein tyrosine kinase activity
Source: RefSeq, a predicted model, not a curated record